AAAACCUGAACCAAGUAAUUGAAUCAUAUUUUCAAAAUACAUGAAAAUAUAGAGCCUCUUUUGCAAAACAGAACAAAAAAAAAAAAGCAGAACCAAGAAAAACGAAAUUAACGAAGCAGAACCUAGUGAGUGUAACUGAACAGAAGAGAAGAAGGGAGAGUGUGCGCGCGUGAAGGAGAUGUCAGACCUAGAUAGACAGAUAGAGCAACUGAAGAGAUGCGAACCAUUGAAGGAAUCUGAAGUGAAAGCUCUUUGCCUUAAAGCUAUGGAAAUUCUUGUUGAAGAAAGCAAUGUUCAAAGAGUCGAUGCACCUGUUACUAUAUGUGGGGAUAUUCAUGGGCAGUUUUAUGAUAUGAAAGAGCUUUUUAAAGUAGGAGGUGAUUGUCCUAAAACAAACUAUCUCUUUCUUGGGGAUUUUGUUGAUAGAGGAUUUUACUCCGUUGAGACGUUUCUGCUUUUGCUCGCUCUCAAGGUAAGGUAUCCAGACCGGAUAACACUCAUUAGGGGAAACCAUGAAAGUCGUCAGAUUACACAGGUAUACGGUUUCUAUGACGAGUGCCUUCGGAAGUAUGGUUCAGUAAAUGUAUGGAGAUAUUGUACUGACAUAUUCGAUUACUUAAGCUUGUCUGCUCUAAUUGAAAACAAGAUUUUCAGUGUUCAUGGUGGUCUUUCCCCUGCCAUUUCCACAUUGGACCAGAUACGAACUAUUGAUAGAAAGCAAGAGGUACCUCAUGACGGUGCCAUGUGUGACCUUCUAUGGUCAGAUCCUGAAGAUAUUGUGGAUGGAUGGGGUCUAAGUCCACGUGGUGCUGGUUUCUUGUUUGGUGGCAGUGUUGUGUCUUCUUUUAACCACGCCAAUAACAUUGACUAUAUAUGCCGAGCUCAUCAGUUGGUAAUGGAAGGAUAUAAAUGGAUGUUCAACAAUCAGAUAGUUACUGUUUGGUCAGCUCCAAAUUAUUGCUACAGAUGUGGUAAUGUAGCUGCAAUUCUGGAGUUAGAUGGUAAUCUUAACAAGCAAUUUCGUGUGUUUGAUGCUGCCCCACAGGAAUCAAGAGGGGCACCUGCCAAGAAACCAGCGCCAGAUUACUUUCUAUAAAGCAGUUUUCUUUAUUUCUCUAUAUCAGAAAACACGAAUUGACGAACGGGACUUGAAUCGUAGAGAUGUCUGAAACGGAAGGAAUCAAUGAAGGACAAUCGUCAGUUCUGAAGGCAAGAGUCUGGCAUACAUGCUUGUGCACCUGCCUGCUUCUGUGCUUCAUGCAUCUUUAUUAUUAUUGUAGCAGUGUUGUGAAGUAGUUUGUGAUUUGGCUAUAUAUGGUUCUUACCUUUGUUCAUUCAGAAGCUGUGAUGAACAUAGGGAUUAGAAGGAAAAUGACAUUUGCAUAUAUGAGAACUUGAUUAGGAAGAAUUGGAUUGAAUCAGGGAAUAUUGGGAGUCCAUAAAUAUGUGGUAAAAACCCACUAUUCAAGUUUUGAUAUUCGUUUGAGCUAUAAAAGUUUGUUAUUCAAUUUA
This is a messenger RNA of Trifolium pratense (red clover), 1512 nucleotides long. Its product is annotated as serine/threonine-protein phosphatase PP-X isozyme 2. NCBI's taxonomy places the organism in Eukaryota, Viridiplantae, Streptophyta, Magnoliopsida, Fabales, Fabaceae. Bases 179 to 1096 code for a protein of 305 amino acids. Gene Ontology annotation, biological process: peptidyl-serine dephosphorylation; double-strand break repair via homologous recombination. The record is from RefSeq and is a predicted model, not a curated record. Gene Ontology annotation, cellular component: cytoplasm; nucleus. The transcript is spliced from 8 exons. Gene Ontology annotation, molecular function: protein serine/threonine phosphatase activity.